CCGUGACAGUAACUAUCAGUAGUGGUCAAGAGUUAGACAGACAAAUGUCGCCAGAGAUCACGCAGCCCACUGCAACGCCCAGAGCGGAAGAUGAGGAAAGCGGUCUUCGAAAGAGGAAGAGGAUAUUUGGCCAUUUGGAAAAUUCCAUUUGUCUGUUUUGUCAGACUGAUACAUGAGCCUACUGGAUAGCACGCAUGUUGACUGAUCUCAGAUCAGAUAUUAGCAGCAGUGCGGUAGGAAGCUCUGCAGGGAGGAGAUACAUCUACUCUGGCCGCAGGACAGACACCGUGAAGGCUUUUCUCAGUUUGAACAACAACGCUGGACGAAGACAGUAUGUGGACACUGGCCUUUCACAUGGUUUUCAUCGGUUCAUACCUACAGGGCAUCGCAUGCUACCCAUCAUGCACUUUAUACGGCAUUGUGGCUAAUUGUGCCAUGCGGCACCACUACUGGGUUCCUGCUCUGCCUCCCAACAUCACAGACCUCUACCUGGAGAUGAACUACAUCGGUGAGAUCAACAGCAGCUCGCUCAGAAGCUAUGACCAGCUGCAACGAGUAGAUCUUGGAAGUCAGAAAGUGCAGCUUGUCAUAAGGAACAACGCUUUCCUCAGGCAGAGAAAACUGAUAAAGUUGGUCCUUGGCAACACCCAGCUUCAGCUGGAACCAAGGGCUUUUGCAGGACUGUUUAACUUACAAAAUUUGGUUUUGGAUCAUUGCAAUUUGGCAGACUCUAUACUGGCAGAAAGCUAUCUGCAGCCACUUUUAUCCCUAGAAAAGCUUGAUCUCUCUGGUAAUAAAAUAGUGAGACUCCGACCAGGACUGUUCUUUUCAAAACUUACAAAGUUCACACAACUAAACCUCAAAUUGAAUCGUAUUGAAAGUUUAUGUGAAGAGGAUCUUGUCGGUUUCCAGGGGAAAUACUUCACACUUCUGAACUUGCAAUCCAAUUACGUUAGGUAUAGUGAUGAUUUUGACUGGGAAGGAUGCGGGAACCCUUUCAGAGGGAUGGCCUUUAAUACCCUUGACUUAUCCAGCAAUGGGUUCAGCGUGACCAUAGCAAGAAAUUUUUUUAAAGCAAUACAGGGUACCCCAAUUGCUCAUGUUAUAUUAUCUGGACACAUGGGUAAAGGCUUUUCAUUUAACAACCUUCCAGAUCCAGAUAAAAACACAUUUGAAGGCCUCAUGAAUAGUUCAGUUACCAUUUUAGAUCUGUCUAAAAACUAUAUAUUUACUUUGCAGAAGGCUUUUUUAAGUCCUCUAAAGGAUGCAAAAAUCGUUGACAUUUCCAUGAACAAAAUCAAUCAGAUAAACAGAAAUGCCUUUGAUGGUCUUCAAGGACAUUUACGAUUGCUCAACCUGUCAUCUAACCUCUUAGGAGAAAUAUAUUCUCACACAUUUACCAAUCUGACAGACCUACGGGUGUUAGAUUUGUCAUACAACUACAUUGGGGCCUUGGGACAUGAAGCAUUCAGUGGUCUUCCUAAAUUACGAGCGUUAUAUCUGAUGGGAAAUUCACUGCGAGUCCUAGGUUCUCCUGCACCAUUACCAAACUUAGAUUUUCUUCUCUUGGGCGACAAUAGGUUGACAUCUAUAUACAACAUCAAUAAAUUGGGUAAUAACAGUAUUUAUGUGGAUGUUGCAGACAAUAAACUAACAAAUUUGGAUGAUAUUUUUGUAAUUUUAACCCAAUUCAGGCAUCUCCAAACUUUCUUCUAUGGUGGCAACUUGAUCAAGUGGUGCAGUCAGAAUGUUACAGUACCUCACAAUAAUAGUUUGCGAGUGCUGGAUCUUCAUGACAGCUCCCUGCAUAUAAUCUGGGGGCGGGGGGAGUGCCUCAACCUUUUUGAUCAUCUAGAAAAUUUGCAGGGUCUAAAUUUAAGCUUAAACUCACUUGCAGCUCUCCCACGAGAGAUUUUUAAUGGUCUAGGCUCAAUCACAGAGAUCGACCUCUCAUCUAACGCCUUAACUUUUUUGCAGCCAGAUAUUUUCCCGGUCAGCCUGAAAAGACUCGACCUCUCUAACAACUUUUUAGCCGCUCCAGACCCAAGGACUUUUCAGUCCAUCAGCUUCCUUAGCCUGGCUGCAAAUCGGUUCCACUGUGAUUGCAAUCUGGAGAGCUUCCUGAAGUGGCUGAAAGUGACACAUGUAAACUUCCUCAGCCCGAUUGAUGAGUUCAGAUGUGAGUUUCCAGCUGCUCUCCAUAAGCGUUCUCUACUGGAAUACUCCACAAACGUCAAACCAUGUGAGGACAUCCAAGACCUUAAGAUUGCACUUUUCAUCCUCUCUGCUCUCCUCAUCAUUGCUUUCAUCCUCAGUGGGAUUGUUUACGCCCGUCUCCGAGGGCACAUAUUCAUUAUCUACAAAAAGAUCAUCAGUAGGGUUGUCAAGGGCCCAAAACUGACAACUUAUGUUGACGAAGUGCAGUAUGACGCCUUCCUCUGCUUUAGCAACAGUGACUAUGGGUGGGUAGAGGCUGCAUUGCUUAAGAAGCUGGAUAACCAGUUUUCAAAGGGGAACAUCCUCCACUGCUGUUUCGAGGCCAGAGACUUCUUGCCAGGUGAGGAUCACCUUUCCAACAUCAGAGAUUCCAUCUGGGGCAGCAGGAAGACUGUGUGCAUCGUCUCCAAAGAGUUCCUCAAAGAUGGUUGGUGCUUGGAGGCGUUCUCAUUGGCCCAGGGCCGGAUGCUGGAGGAGCCGACGAGCAUCCCGAUUAUGUUGGUGGUAGGGAAGGUGGCUCACUACCAGCUGAUGAAGCACCAUGCAAUCCGAGCUUUCAUCCAAAGGAGAAAGUACCUAAUUUGGCCAGAGGACCCUCAGGACCUAGAGUGGUUUUUUGAGAAGCUCGUCUCACAGAUACUCAAGGACACAAAGGUGAAAAAAUUUGCAGAGGACAAACCUGACGCUGCACAGUCUGUCAUCCAAUCUCAGAACGAGGACAGUAUCCAGCUUGAGGCCAUCGCUGCUAUUGCCAUGUGAACUCUAACUGUGUGAUAAUGUGUUGAUACCAGCAUCAUUCCAGCUGAAGUGUCACCAGUGAUCUUGCAUUUCAGGCUCCUCGGCAGGAUGAGGAUGAUGUUCUCCUCUAAAAAGACCUUUCUGAAAAGGACUAUGGGUAUUAUUAAUCUUCCAAGGGAGUAAUAGUAAAGGCUCUUCAAAAAGUCCUUCAUGUUUAAGUUUUAGAACCAGACUUAGAAGCUGUCUGGUCCUGAACACUUUCAUUCCCAUGUAUGGAAGUGAUCUGUUGCACAAUAUCAAGUCAUAUUUAUAAUUCCUUUCUCUAUAUUUUCAGUAUUUUGUCUUUUGUCAUUGUCAGCAUUUACUGUACUCCAUGACUCACUGACAUGUGAUCAUAAAGAAAUUAGUAAGUCAUUUGCUAAUGCUGUGUUGUUGAAAUUAACAAUAUGUAACACUGAGUAAGUGAAAUGUGUUUGAUUCAUCAAGCGUAAUAACAAUAUGUUGGGAUUCACAGGACCAAAGAUGAUUUAUCAUUUGGUAAAAUCAUCACUGGGCAUUUAACCCUAUGGGCCCUAGGCGUUUUUGGGGUAUUUUUACUGCCUUUACUUUUAAACUCAUAUCACAGUCAUUAUAAAGGCUACAUACACAUGCUAUAUCUUGUUUUUUUCAGGUCAAUCAGGGCUAACCAGAUUUGCCAUCAUUUCAUGACCUUCUAUGUGCCUGUAUUUUAUAUUAAUUUUUAUAUCAAUGAAAAAAACAAAUCCGUGUGACUAAAUUCUUACAUUUUUACAUGUAUCUCACCAUAGCAAGUUGGAAGAAGACAUAUUCUGCCAUAUAUGAAGAGGGGAGACUCUCUGGAAUCUGGCAAUAUAAGAACCAUGAUGCUGGGACAUUCUGUCAUUUCACAGCUGUCCAAAACAUGUGAUUUGUGCCAGGCGGAAAAUGAUUGCCAGUAUUUUUUCAUUAUUGCAAGAAAUUCCAUUGACUCAUUCACAAGUCAAAAAUGUGUUUUAUCUGAAAGAAACAUGCAAUAUUUACAUCUAAGAUCAUAGAAAAAUAGUUAACCAAGUGCAAUGAUGUCCUCCAAGAUAAUAUUUGCCACUUCGUUUGCAGUAAACAAAGUCUGUUGUUGUUUUUCAGUUUCACUUAUAUAUUGGGGGGGGGGGUCCCCCUCAAUGUAUAUGGUGACUACGGCCCUGUCAGCAUGCAUAAUUAGGCUGCAGUUGUCUGGGUGAGCAAAGGUGAAGUGGCUGGUCUUGUCAUACAAAGUUUGACUGAGUGACAACUGGAGAAUAUGGAGAUGUUUGCAUCUUGAAAGCUGGACUACAAAUGUGGAUAGACAGGGAGAAACACACGCAAGCCUAAGACGUGGUAAGAUACGAUAUUCCUCACUAUAUGAAGUGACUGAUAACAAGAUCUGUAUAAUGGAUUGUAAAGAAAUUUGUCAGGUUUUUAUUUUGUAGACAAUCAAUCUGUAUUUAUCUGUAUCUGUAUCUGUGUGGCAUCAUUGGAAAGCUCUGCUCCUGCGCUUUCAUGUGAUAUGCGUGGCAUUUCUGUGCGAGCCUGCAUUCGCGAGAAAUCCAUCCAACAGUAAUGUGUGUGCAGAGCUGUAUGAAUGACAGUCGCAGAGAAAAUCAAUAGAGAAGAACAGGUGUGAAUUUGGACGCACUAUGUGUCGUUCGGGCCCAUAGGGUUAAAGGCUUUUUCCUCUGCAUGCUCUUUGUUCUCCAAACAAAGACAGCUAGGUGACACCCAUCUCCACAGGAGGUCUCACCUCACACCUCAGUGAGACACAAGUCUCACAACUUGAUUGGACAGCACUGUUACAGUGACAUGCCUCUUUGUGAUGUCACCAAACUCUUAGCUAAGUCCUGCUCCUUUCAAGCUCUCUCUCUUGCUCUCCAGCUGUUGAACAGGUAACACCUCUUUCCGGCUGGGCCUGGAACAGCAGAGGCCCAGACCCUUGCUCCUUGCCCCAAACCACUAAAGUGAGGGCAAUGUAUCAUAGACUCUCUUGCAAACACAAGUAUUGCAACUAGCUUUCCAGCAACAAGGAACUAAGUGAGUUAGCACCCAGCGUCUAACAAUGCUAAACCCUGAGCGACCAGCUUCCUCGGAGUUUCACCUUUGGAACAAAGGACCCAACAAAGACUGCGCCUGGAACCAUCUUCCCAGCCUUCUUCUGCCGGCUAACAUAGCAGCACACCACCAAGUGACUCUUUCUUCCAUCCAUUCAAGGAUCGGUAACAUAACAACUGGGCAUAGCUUAUUACAGCUUUACAGGCUAAGCAAGACUGUUUAACUUGUUGUAUGUGAUUUGCUGUUUACUGAGUUAUUGUUGUGAUUAGAUUGCAGUUAGGUCAUUGAUUAGUUGGCUUCGCCAAAGCUAAGUAUUUAGUUUGCUAAUACUGUUCACAAACAGAUUCUUGCAUGCAACUAAACAAUCUGCACUAAUCCAGACCGUUUGCAACAUAUGUCACAUUGACAUAGACUCAUUAACAAAUAGGCUUUCAACAGAGCCACACCCAAACAGGCAUCUCAGAGGCCGUUUACACGCAAACGGAGAUUUCUCCUCUGGAAACGAGUCUUUCUAAAAACUCCGGCCAGAGUGGAGAUUUUGGAAAACUCCGGUUGCGCGUUUGCAUGUAAACUGAGAUAAACGGAGUUAUAGGCAGCCGACGUCACAGUAUGCGCCGUAACUUGCGCCUGUGUCAAAAGUGCGACCUAUGUUGCUAUGGUGACAGUGGAUACAUGGAAGGCUUGAGCUUCUCGUUACACUGCCACCUACAGGUUUGGCGUGCUCUUGUGUAUAUAUACACGGGUAAGUGUAAACGAAGAUCUUUUUGAAAAUGGAGACGGUGAAAUGUCCGUUUAUGAAAAUAGCCGGCAACGUGUAAACGGCCUCUCAAAGUUCCUGCUUCUUUUCCUUUGUCUUUGUCCUGACCACAUGGUCAGACAGACACCUCCCCCGACCUGGAGCCAGCCUUGAUUCGACCAUUUUGGUAGUUCUCUGUUGUCAGCCAUUUUGUUUUAUAGGCCAAACGGCUCUUUGAUCACCACACCCACCUUUGUCUUUCUCUUUUUCUCUCUCGCGCACACACACACACACACACACACACACACACACACACACACACACACACAUAUACACACUAAGCUUGUAUAUAGUUAGUUAGAAUUUGUGUGUUUUGGUU
Molecule: messenger RNA, 6149 nt
Organism: Epinephelus fuscoguttatus (brown-marbled grouper)
Lineage: Eukaryota; Metazoa; Chordata; Actinopteri; Perciformes; Serranidae
Product: toll-like receptor 5
Exons: 5
Coding region: 334-2976 (880 amino acids)
Biological process (GO): toll-like receptor signaling pathway; immune response; inflammatory response
Cellular component (GO): membrane
Molecular function (GO): protein binding; transmembrane signaling receptor activity
Source: RefSeq, a predicted model, not a curated record